CGUAGUGGCCACGACACAUUUGAUUGAGCAUUCCUCCGAUCCCACCAUUGCUGGCUAGCUUACUGCUUGCCAUGGCACCCAAAUCUCCACCGCCCUUUCCUCUUUACGAAACCAAAGUUCGGAACAAUGCGGUUUCACGAGCGGUGGAGGUCGUCAUUCUUCUGCUUCUCCUCUCGCUCAUCGCCUAUAGAGUUUGGAAUCUCCAUAGCCAUGGCUACUACUACACUUGGCUCUUGGCCCUCGUGUGCGAGUCUUGGUUCACUUUCAUUUGGGUUCUUGUGGUCAGCACCAAGUGGAAUCAGGUUGAAACCACUACUUACCCAGAACGCUUCUUGGAAUGGGUGGAGAAUGGGAGCUGUGAGUUUCCGGCGGUGGACAUGUUCGUCACGACGGCCAACCCGGAGCUGGAGCCGCCGAUUCUGACGGUCAACACCGUGCUGUCGCUGUUGGCACUGGAAUAUCCGGCGAACAAGCUAGCUUGUUACGUCUCAGACGACUCUGCAUCCCCUGUUACCUUCUAUGCUCUCGUCGAAGCCUCCAAAUUCGCUAAGCUCUGGGUUCCCUUUUGUAAGAAGUACAACGUCGCCGUGAGAGCUCCGUUCCGGUACUUCAACGCCGACCACACAUUCCCGCCGGAAAGCUCCCCGGAAUUCCGACGUGAAUGGAAGAAAAUGAAUGAUGAAUAUGCAAAUCUGUGUGGAAAGAUCGAAUAUGCCACCCAAAAACCCUCCCUAUUCAACAAAUUCGCAACUUUUGCAGAUCUUGAUCCCAAUGACCAUUCUACAAUCAUAAAGGUAAUCUGUGAGAACGACGAAUCUUUGGCUGUCGGUGUGCCUCACCUAAUCUACAUCUCCAGAGAAAAGCGUCCAAAGCAUCAACAUAAUUUCAAGGCUGGCGCCAUGAAUGUUUUGACGAGAGUGUCAGGAGUGAUGACAAAUGCACCAUUUAUGUUAAAUGUGGACUGUGAUUUCUACGUAAAUAACCCAGAAGUAGUGCUCCACGCUAUGUGCUUUUUGCUUGGCGCAAAGGAUGAAAGGGACACGGGAUUUGUACAAUUUCCUCAGACUUUUUACGAUGGAUUGAAAGAUGACCCUUAUGCGAGUCAGUAUAAAAUCAUAUAUCAUUGUUUGGGGAGAGGAAAUGCUGCAAUUCAAGGAUCAUUUUAUGAUGGGACCGGCUGCUUCCAUAGACGGAAAGUAAUCUAUGGUUUAUCGCCAAAUGACACCGUCACUGCUGAAAAAUUGACAGACCAUGACCUACAGAAGAUAUAUGGAAAAUCAAAGAUAUUCGUAACGUCAGCAACCACUACCUUAUCAGGAUCGUUAAGUUCAGAGACGUUCGGUGUUCUUUCAUAUUCCCUUGAGGCGGCAUCCCAAGUUGCCAAUUGCGGUUAUGAAUUUGGCACAACUUGGGGCCAUAAUAUUGGAUGGCGGUAUGGAUCUGUGACGGAAGAUAUUCUGACCGGAAUUGGUAUUCAAAGAAUGGGUUGGAAAACCGGGUUCUGUGUGCCGGAGCGGCCUGGUUUCCUGGGAUGUACACCGUCAACCGGGCUGGGCUCGUUGAACCAAAUGAAGAGAUGGGCCUCUGGCCAUACGGAAAUACUAUUUAGCAUGAAAUGCCCAAUAUUUGCUGCCUUAUUUGGGAACCUCCAGUUUAGGCAAUGUUUGGCCUAUAUGAUCUCUAUACUUUGGCCUGUGCGCCCCAUUUUUGAACUAUGCUAUGCUUUUCUCCCACCUUAUUGCCUCAUCACCAACUCUCACUUCCUACCAAAGGGAAAUGAAGUGGCCAUUGUUAUACCUGCGUCUAUUUUCAUCAUAUACAACUUGUACACUCUAUGGGAAUACAUGGAAGAAAAGGAGUCGAUACGAGCAUGGUGGAACAACCAAAGAAUGUGGAGAAUAAUGUCUUCAGCUUCAUGGUUAUUCGGAUUUCUUACUGUGAUGUUUAAGCGUUUAGGAUUCUCCGAAACGGUAUUUGAAGUCACAAAAAAAGAUGAAGAUCAUACACAGGACAAAAAGUCCAACACUGGAUUUACGUUCGAUCAUUCGCCGUUUUUUGUCCCUGGUACAACCAUUUUGUUGGUGAACAUGGCAGCUCUGUUUAUUGGAUUGUGGAGAUUUACACAGCAGGGAAAAGCGGAGUGGGGUGUGGGUGAAGUAAUUUGCAGCUUCUGGGUAAUACUAAUGUUUUGGGCAUUUCUCAAAGGCUUGUUUGGAAGUGGAAAAGAUGGGAUUCCAUGGUCAAUAAUUUUGAAGUCUGGGGCUCUGGCGUGUCUUCUUUUACACUGUUGCAAAUCUGUAUAUUGACAAUUAUAUCAAGUUAUAAUAAUUAGUAGCAAGAUUGCUUAUA
Ipomoea nil (Japanese morning glory) is the source of this 2349-nucleotide messenger RNA. RefSeq names its product cellulose synthase-like protein H1. Bases 72 to 2306 code for a protein of 744 amino acids. The transcript is spliced from 9 exons. Gene Ontology annotation, cellular component: plasma membrane; trans-Golgi network. The record is from RefSeq and is a predicted model, not a curated record. Gene Ontology annotation, molecular function: mannan synthase activity; cellulose synthase (UDP-forming) activity. Gene Ontology annotation, biological process: cellulose biosynthetic process; plant-type primary cell wall biogenesis. NCBI's taxonomy places the organism in Eukaryota, Viridiplantae, Streptophyta, Magnoliopsida, Solanales, Convolvulaceae.